Kwoniella botswanensis is the source of this 1041-nucleotide messenger RNA. RefSeq lists its product as uncharacterized. Gene Ontology annotation, biological process: protein modification process; protein catabolic process. NCBI's taxonomy places the organism in Eukaryota, Fungi, Basidiomycota, Tremellomycetes, Tremellales, Cryptococcaceae. The record is from RefSeq and is a predicted model, not a curated record. The coding region runs from base 1 to 1041 and encodes 346 amino acids. The transcript has 8 exons. Gene Ontology annotation, molecular function: protein-N-terminal asparagine amidohydrolase activity; protein-N-terminal glutamine amidohydrolase activity.
AUGAGUCAUCCUUCAACUGCACCUCCGUCUCGGCCUUCCUCGCCUGCUCCACUGUAUCGUCGUUCACCAGUGAGGAUAGGUUGUGUCCAAUUCGAUGUCAAACUAGGGAGGGUAUCCGAGAAUGCAGCCAAAGUAGAGCGAAUGACUCGGGAUCUGCAGCCUGGAUCGCUCGAUCUCCUAGUCCUUCCCGAAAUGUGUCUAUCAGGAUACGUAUUCAACACGCCCACAUCGAUCUUACCAUACCUCGAACCACAGCGCAUCGGUCCCACUUCACUACUCACUCGUUCCCUAGCGCAGAGAUUGAGAUGCCAUGUUAUAGCUGGAUAUCCCGAGGCACUUCCUUCUGCUCCACAACCUUCCAGCUCGCUUGAGGGCCUUUCAUCCCGAUCAGAAAGUAAUGCGGGACCGUCAGAGAUGAAACAGCUCGAAGGGGAAGGGACCGGUGUAGGUUGGAACUCAGCUGUGGUGGUCGCUCCAUCAGGAGAAGUCGUUGGUAAUUAUAGGAAGACUUUUAGGUUUGAGACUGAUAAGAGCUGGGCGAGAGAGGGUGACGGUUUUAUGCAUUUUGAUCUGCCUGAACCUCUCGGUCGCGUCGCUGUAGGGAUAUGCAUGGAUAUGAACCCCAAGGAUUUCGUUGCACCUUGGGAUGCCUUCGAACUCGCAAAUUACUGUCGAGAUAACGCCGUAGAUAUGCUUGUCGUACCCAUGAACUGGCUCAGUCCGCCCGCUGAACCACCAGAAGUCACUCCCGAAGAAAAUCCCGAAUCUCCAUCUGAAUCGAAUUUGAACUAUUGGGCCGCACGUCUACAACCUCUACACGAUCCUGUACCUGGAUAUACGACACCUAGAAAUGAGGUUGCAGAUCCUGUAGGAGGGAAAGAGGUGGUAUUCGUAGCGUGUAAUCGUGUAGGUACCGAAGAAGGUACGAAAUUCAUUGGUACAAGUAGUGUGAUGACUAUAUCAUCGAGUCCCUCGAGGAUCGAAUUGGUAGAAUGUUGUAAUAUAUCGGAAGAGAGGGUAUUGCUAGCUACAGUGACAUGA